GGACAUGGCGGCUACGAAGCUCUUUCUUUUCCUUCUUCUCAUAUUUUUUUCUUCUUUCUUCCAAACACCCACAUUUGCUAGUAAGAGGAAAUCUUAUGUGGUGUAUUUAGGAGCCCAUUCUCAUGGAUUCCAACCUUCUUCCAUCGACUACCAACGUGUCACGAACUCCCACCAUGAGUUCUUGGAAUCAUUCGUCGGGAGCAAAGAGAAGGCGAAAAAUGCCAUCUUCUACUCCUACACGAACCAUGUGAAUGGUUUUGCUGCGAACUUAGAAGCGGAGGAGGCCAACGAAAUAUCAAAGCAUCCGGCCGUUGUAUCGAUUUUCUUGAACGAGAUGGUGGAGUUACACACGACUCGGUCAUGGGAGUUCCUGGGGUUGGAGAUGAAUGGCGAGAUUCCUGAAGGAUCGUUGUGGCAGAAGGCGAGGUUUGGGGAGGAUAUGAUCAUUGGGAAUCUUGAUACGGGUGUUUGGCCGGAAUCAAAGAGCUUCAAUGACGAUGGAAUGGGGCCCAUUCCGAUAAGGUGGAAGGGAUCAUGUGAUAGUGAGGGUGGAGUUCGUUGUAACAGGAAGUUGAUCGGAGCCAGAUACUUUAAGAAAGGCUACGAGGCAGAAAAUGGCCCAAUCAACGCCACACUCUCAACGGCACGUGACACCGAUGGCCAUGGGACCCACACACUCUCAACGGCUGGUGGUGGCUUCGUUCCCAGAGCAAACAUUUUCGGUUAUGGCAACGGUACAGCAAAAGGCGGAUCACCCAAUGCCCGUGUGGCCGCAUACAAAGUCUGCUGGUCUGGAUGCUUUAACGCCGACAUCCUCGCAGCCUUUGAUGCCGCAAUCCACGACGGCGUCGAUGUGUUAUCCAUCUCCCUUGGUGGGCCACCUCGUGCUUACUUUAGACAAGGCAUCUCGAUCGGUUCAUUCCAUGCCAUGAUGAACGGUAUCCUCGUCGUCUGCUCAGCUGGGAACUCGGGCCCACAGAGUGGCACGGUUGGGAAUGUGGCCCCUUGGCUCAUAACUGUUGGAGCCAGUACAAUGGAUAGAGAAUUCCCAUCAUAUGUCCGGCUCGGCAAUAACAAGCGCAUCAAUGGACAAAGCCUUUCAACCACAGCCCUUCCAGCAAACAAAUUGUAUCCGUUGAUCAUAUCCACUGAUGCUGAAUCUGCCAAUUCAACGGCUCAAAAUGCCCAGUUCUGUCAGCCAGGGUCCCUUGAUCCUAAGAAGGUAAAAGGAAAGAUAGUUGCUUGCACCGCUGGAUUAAUCAGUAGUGUGGAGAAGGGCGAUGUAGUCAAACAGUCAGGAGGGGUCGGGGUGAUCAUCAUGAAUGGGCCCACUACCGAAAUUCAGGCCCACCCUCACGUCAUCCCAGCCACAGAUAUCGCUGGGGUCAGCCGUGUUGCCGUACUGUUCUAUAAUAGAUCUACUGCAUCACCAACAGCUUACAUUACGCGGCCAACCACAGAGCUUGGAACUAGGCCCGCACCAACCAUGGCUGCAUUCUCAUCACAGGGGCCCAAUUCCAUCACACCGGAGAUCCUCAAGCCGGAUAUUACCGCACCAGGAGUCAAUGUCCUCGCAGCCUAUACUGAGUACAUCGGACCUAGCCAUCUCCCUUCUGAUCCACGCCGAGUUCUCUUCAACAUAAUAUCUGGGACAUCAAUGGCAUGCCCUCAUAUUUCUGGCAUUGCCUGCCUUCUCAAGAUGGUCCACCCCGAAUGGAGCCCAUCAGCCAUUAAAUCAGCAAUCAUGACCACUGCACGAACUGAAGACAACACGGGAGGACCAUUGAGGAACUCUUCUCUAUCUGUGGCCAACCCUUUCAGCUACGGCGCAGGACAUGUGGACCCAAACCGUGCUGUGGAUCCCGGUUUAGUGUACGACCUAACCAUCAAGGACUACUUGAAUUUCUUAUGUGCCAUUGGAUAUAACCAAACCCAGUUUGCGAGUUUCACUAAACAACCUUACUCAUGUGAUCCCAAGUCCUUAAAUGUCUUAAAUUUCAAUUAUCCUUCAAUAACCAUUCCAGAUCUCUCUGGCCUGAUCACUGUGAGUCGGACGGUGAAGAAUGUAGGCCACCCAAGCACGUAUACAGUCCGCAUUGAUGCACCGUCGGGAAUUUCUGUGUCGAUAGAGCCUGUGAGCUUGAAAUUUGAGAAGAUUGGUGAGGAGAAAACAUUCAAGGUGAGUCUGCAGCCCGAGGAAGGUCGAGUGGCUAGUGAGUACGUUUUUGGGCAGCUGAUAUGGUCUAAUGGUAUGCACUCCGUCAGGAGUCCUAUAAUUGUAAAGGCAACAAAAGCCUGA
Magnolia sinica is the source of this 2299-nucleotide messenger RNA. Its product is annotated as subtilisin-like protease SBT5.3. Gene Ontology annotation, molecular function: serine-type endopeptidase activity. Gene Ontology annotation, biological process: proteolysis. The transcript is spliced from 3 exons. Bases 5 to 2299 code for a protein of 764 amino acids. Lineage: Eukaryota; Viridiplantae; Streptophyta; Magnoliopsida; Magnoliales; Magnoliaceae. The record is from RefSeq and is a predicted model, not a curated record.